GACAAACGGUAGCAAAUUAAAUGGAUGUAACUUAGCGCCACUUGACUAGGUGUCGUGCUCUUAUUGAGAAAAUACGCUCAAAUUGUUUCUGCUUUAUUUUGAAGUCCUUUCCGGAAACGCUCCAUUUACCGGGGUCGGUUGACAGCGCUAGCAGGAAUGGCGGCCAUGGUCACCAAAGAAAGGAACCGAAAGAGCCCGAAACUUUACUUCUAACGGGCCCUGCAGAAUAUUUUUUAUUUUUAUUUUUUAAAUCUCUGACGAAACGCAAGAACCCCUUCUUUGUCGUGACCAAAAGGGAGAUAACGUGAGAUACUUGAGUUCGACUUGCUGGUUAGCCUUUAUCGGUAGUGGCCGCCGACUUCGAUAGAGGAUAUAGCGGCUAACUAGCCAGCUGUUGGCUCCUUGGCCCAACAAGUUAACUAAGUGAAUAAGUGUGUUAAAGCCUUCCUUAUUUAUCGUCCAACCCCGACCCUUCUCGUUAUAAACAGUCAGAGUUCGGCGACGCGCAGGGCAGCAACUUGUCAUCGCCACUUGACAACAUAAUUAGUGCUAAUCUUCGACGCUAGCUCCAAGCUAAGUUGCGCUCCCUGAACUGUCGCCCUUUUUCGGAUCCUCACAGCCCGCUUGUCCGCUCUCGGAGGUGCGAUGGAAAGUCUAACACUCAGCGACGUCGAGCAGAAAUAUUACUCGGAUUUGUUCGUUUACUGCGACACGGACAACACCAAAAAAGUGGCUUCUUAUGGGAGAGUUAUUGACCUUUUCCGGGCGGCCCAGCUACCUAGCGAAGUUGUCCUGCAGAUCACAGAGCUGUGUGGAGCCACUCGCCUGGGUCACUUCGGGCGCAGCCAAUUCUACAUUGCCCUGAAGCUCAUUGCCAUCGCCCAGUCCGGCCUGCCUCUCAGAGUUGAAAGUCUCAACUCAGUCAAGGACCUCCCACUACCCAGGUUUGUGGUUGGGAAGAACGAGGCAGAGGCGAGACAUGUGGCGCUGUAUCAAGACCCAGACAGCCAGGGUUUGUACCCUGCCUCUGCCACCGCAUUAAUACCUCGACCUCCAGGCAGGGGCCACCAAAACAAGAAGGUCCCCCCUUCAGCCAGCACCCAUCCUGUGCAUGAGACCAUUCAGCAGAUGGCCCCCAGCAUAGAAACACAGCAGACAGAACCAACAUCCCCUGUAGUCUCCCCUCACCAGUCCCCACCUACCUCCCCUCCUUCGUGGAGAAAACACAAGCGGCAGCCCAGUGGUGGAAAUGCAGACAGAACACCAGCGGCGCAACCUUCGGGAGCUGUGUGGACGCAGUUCCGGGAUCAACAAGCUGGUCCAGUGUCAGGUGAUGGGGUAUGGCCGUCAAACUCACCUCCUCUGCCAGGACAGGAAAGUUGGGUCAGUUUCACAGCUGACACGCCACCAUCCAGCACAAUCCCGACAGUGCACCCCUCCUCAGUACAGGAAAGCACAACGGUACGAACAGUGGCCUCAGCAGCAGCGACCAAUGAGCUCCAGCGACAGUCAAGCGGUUACGAUGAUCCAUGGAAGAUCACGGAUGAACAGAGACAGUAUUAUAUCAACCAGUUCAAAACCAUCCAGCCCGAUCUCACUGGAUUUAUACCUGGUUCAGCAGCGAAAGAGUUCUUCACCAAAUCCAAACUGCCCAUUUUAGAGUUGUCACACAUUUGGGAGCUUUCCGACUUUGACAAAGAUGGAGCGCUAACUCUUGAUGAAUUUUGUGCCGCUUUCCACCUGGUGGUAGCCAGGAAGAACGGCUAUGACCUUCCUGAGAAGCUGCCGGAGAGCUUGAUGCCAAAGCUGAUUGACCUAGAUGACUCAGCAGAAGUCCCAGAGCCGAGCGAUGACGUCAGUUUCUCGGCCUCCCCUGCAGAAGUGACGCCCAACAAAUCUCCUUCCAUGCCCUCGCUUAACCAGGCCUGGCCAGAGAUGAAUCAGAGCAAUGAGCAAUGGGAGACGUUUAGCGAGCGCUCCUCCAGCUCACAAACUCUGACCCAAUUUGACUCUAACAUUGCACCAGCUGACCCUGACACGGCUAUCGUCCACCCGGUUCCCAUCCGAAUGACCCCCAGUAAGAUCCACAUGCAGGAGAUGGAACUAAAGAGAACUGGCAGUGAACACAACCACCCAACCAGUCCACUGUUGGCCAAACCACCAGAAGUAUCUGAAGAAGCCAAAGUACCUGCUACCAUGAAGUUUGUACCCGCAAAUGCUGUAGGUGAUGGUUACAGCAGUUCGGACUCCUUUGCCUCAGACCAGGAGCCAACUGCAAGGCAAAGGUCUCAGUCGAGCGCAUCUCCCGAGGCUCUUAAAGUUGUGGCCCCGCCUCCCCCUCCGCCCCGCCCUCAUCCCUCACACUCCCGGUCCUCAUCUCUGGACAUGAACCGCACCUUCGCCGCGACAUCUGCCGCAGGACAGCAGGCGUCAACUGCCAUAGCUUUCCCGCCUGCAGUGCCUCCCCGACCGCUUCCCACACAGUCAUCAUUACCGCACGCGAGUCAGCGCACCGAGGCUGAGGGUGCCACGGGAGCAGGGACGACGCUCACAGCUACGUCUCCCCAGCAGAUUCCCCAGCAACCCAACUUUGCAGAUUUCAGUCAUUUUCAGGCCUUUGCGUCAUCUGAGCAGCCUUCCAGUCUGCCAGAGGCCGACAAGCACAGUGAUCCUGGACAGAGCGACAAGCCAUCUGAAGGAGCAGGUCCUUUGCGGACAGUCAAGAGUGACGGCCAGGCUGAUGAAAGACCCUCCACCGUCGUCAACACUACCAAGGGUUCAUCCGGCUCGUUUGCCCCUCCCCCUAAGCCUAUACGUCGUAGAUUGAAGUCUGAGGAUGAGUUGCGGCCUGAGGACGAGCAGCCUGGUCCACAGAAGUCAAAUGUCAUAGCCGCUGUUCUGGCUACUCAGCCGUCCAUUCCCAGGUCAGUAGGAAAGGAUAAAAAGGCAAUACAAGCGUCAAUUAGAAGAAACAAGGAGACCAAUACUGUGUUGGCACGACUAAACAGUGAACUGCAACAACAGCUGAAGGACCUGCUUGAAGAGAGGAUAUCGUUGGAGGUGCAGCUGGAGCAGCUCAGACCUUUCUCUCAUCUUUAAUCGACACCACUGAGGUGCUUGUAGUUUCUCCAAAGUAAAGGCUGUGUCCAUAAUGGGACCUUGCCCUGAACCCCCCGUUUACUUUCCCUGCCUCCCGUCCGCAGUGUGCACCGUGUUUACAAACCCACCCUUAACCGGUGGGAAGAACCGGCAGCACAGUGUGGACAUAUUGCGGGACAGGAAAAGACAUUUGGGCGGGGGCUGUAUUCUUCAAGGUGGCACUUUUCGAUGUCUAAAGAAAGAUGACCGACAACUUAAUGGAGAGGCAGUGUUGGACAUUUGGCUGUGGCUCUGAGUUCAGUCUGAAGACAACUGCUAGUGAAUGACUGUGUGUUUGUGUGUUUUUGUGUCGUGACCGGAGGAAAGCACCAGUGUUGUCAGUAACAAAACAAGACCACACCAAACUCUUAAGUCAAAUCCCUCUUUUUCUGGGAGUUACAUAACGUCCUGUAAAAAAUGCACAAAACUGGACACAUCUAACCACAAUCAAUAAAAACAAAAUAAUACCAGGUCCUUGCUUUUACCACUAAAGAGACGGUCUUGGUCUAAUUAGAGUUUAGUGUGGUUAAACAGUCUCUGCAAAAGAGACUAAGCAGAAAUGUUGUUUGAAGUGUGUGAGCUCUCCUGUAAGAAGUCGCCUUCCUUGUCAUUACCGCCACCGAAAGUGUGUGCGUGCGUGCGUGUGUGUGAGUGGCUUCCGACUAAUGCCAAAUGACUGAACUAUCACUCUGCUGUCUCACUUCUACUUGUUUCCCUUCAUACUUCCUUCCCCUGCUAUCCAACAGAACGAAAUCACCCUUUUCUUUUAAGCCUGAACGCAGGUUUACGCUCCAAUUUCCUUUUAUGGAAAGGAUGUUUUUAAGUGUGUUCCGGCUACAGGCGACAGCACUUAUGAAGGAAUGUGUUGCCGAUCGGCACACACGAACACACACACACACACACCUGCGCAGAUCCAGAGUUGAACUUUCCAAUCACGCGUCGGGACUGUGGUCACUAUGCAAGUACGGGGGCGAUACAUCUCCACAGCUGGGCUCUAAAAAGUAGCAACUGUAACCUUUUUUUUUUUUUGUCUUUGAUCUUCCAGAUACACAAUCUACUGUAUAUGCUUCAAGAGGGUAGCCGUUACACAUCAGUGUUUCUUUUCAUUCACACACUUGAUCCUAAAUCUGUGAUCUUAAAAACAGUCACCAGAACCGGAAUGACCCAACUGCACUUUGAACCUCUCUUUAAUUGUCUUUCUUUUAAACUUCUUGUCUGUCAAAAGUAAAAAAAAAUCCUUCAACAUGAACAACUUACCUGGAAAGAUUAAGGUCUUUGUGACAGCCCAAAACAGCCUCUCUGGUUCGGUUUGUACCUCAUUUUAUUUUUCCUGUCUGUUUGUGAAUGGCCUUACUCUUUACUCCUCUUCCUGCCUGGAGUUGAGGUUUCCAUGGUGACCGACAGACCACCUUCUUGUUGCAUCACGGCUCGCCUUCUUUUUGUGUCUUCUUCUGUUGAGGAUGAUUAUGUAUUCGGGUCUGUCUCUGUAUGUAUGUGUGAGUGUGUUACAAUGUUGCCAGGUCUGGAUGUAAUACCUGUUAGAAACCCACAUGGGCUGGAUUAGCGUUUUUUCGCUCCCAAAUGGCAAUCCAGGCAGAAGCAAUCCAAACAAACUGAAUUUUUGAUGGGAUUAUGAAUGCUUUUUUUGUGUUGAAUAUGACACACCAUUUUUUGGACUCGUGUAAAUUUGCAUUAAAUGCUGACUAACAGCGAAAUAAUAUUCUAUUUAAUUCCUUCUCUCUUGGCUGUGGGAUCCUAGAUGUUUAAACUGCAUGGAUGUACUGUAUCUCUGCAGAGUCGACUAGCAGCUGUGUGAUUUUUACACAAAAAUAAAACGGCACAAUAUUUUAACAA
Nerophis ophidion (straightnose pipefish) is the source of this 4992-nucleotide messenger RNA. RefSeq names its product RALBP1 associated Eps domain containing 1 (gene reps1). The transcript is spliced from 19 exons. Bases 646 to 3099 code for a protein of 817 amino acids. Gene Ontology annotation, biological process: endosomal transport; endocytosis. Gene Ontology annotation, molecular function: protein binding; calcium ion binding. Gene Ontology annotation, cellular component: plasma membrane; cytoplasm. NCBI's taxonomy places the organism in Eukaryota, Metazoa, Chordata, Actinopteri, Syngnathiformes, Syngnathidae. The record is from RefSeq and is a predicted model, not a curated record.